Messenger RNA from Monopterus albus (swamp eel), 2614 nucleotides. Its product is annotated as matrilin-2. NCBI's taxonomy places the organism in Eukaryota, Metazoa, Chordata, Actinopteri, Synbranchiformes, Synbranchidae. Gene Ontology annotation, molecular function: calcium ion binding. Bases 270 to 2420 code for a protein of 716 amino acids. The record is from RefSeq and is a predicted model, not a curated record. The transcript has 13 exons.
UGAGCUGAACAAGAGGUGUCCCGUUGGUUGAAAUCAGAGGGGGAGUAAAUGGAGAAACAGAGAGUGAAAGAAAUAAGGGGCAGAGCAACGAAAGAGCCUGCACAGAUGCAACAAGACUGGGCUGGGACAUAUGGAUGUUUACAGUGUGGAGCUACUGGACUGACACAUCUUUACUGCUGGAACCUGGUGUUAGGAUUCCUGAGAGACUUCGUUUGUGGGGAUUGAGAAACUGGUUUUGACAAACACUACAGUUGGCACCUCUUGUCAGGAUGAGGUCCCUGGCCCUCGGCCUCUUCUGCCUGCUGUGCUGUAAUGCAGUGCGGCUGGACAGACGCCGUCCCAGACCUAGCGCAGCCAAGAGGCAAAAUGAGACUGCUGUCCAAACCAGAGCAGGGGAGAACCCUUGCAAAGCUGUCCCACUGGAUUUCGUGUUUGUCAUUGACAGCUCUAGAAGCAUCCGUCCCCACGACUACGAGAAGGUCAAGACUUUCAUCAUGAACCUGCUUCAGUUCCUUGAAAUUGGCCCUGAUGCUACACGAGUUGGUCUCCUCCAGUACGGCAGCGUGGUCCAGCCCGAGUUCUCCCUCAACACCUACACUAAUAACGUUGAAGUGGAGCAGGCAGUGAGGAGCAUGAAGCACCUCGCCACAGGGACCAUGACUGGGCUUGCCAUCCAGUACACCAUGGAGACUGCCUUCACUGAGGAAGAGGGAGCAAGACCGGCAAACCUGCACAUCCCACGAAUUGCUAUGAUUGUGACGGAUGGAAGGCCUCAGGACACGGUGGAGGAGGUUGCUGCUCAGGCGAGGCAGGCCGGCAUCCAGAUCUUUGCUAUUGGAGUGGGCAGAGUAGAUAUGAACAUUCUGAAGGCCAUAGGGAGCGAGCCACACUCUGAGCAUGUGCACCUGGUGGCCAGCUUCAGCCAGAUAGAAACCCUCGUCUCUGUGUUCCAGUCCAAACUGUGUGGAGGUUCAGAGAUGUGUGCAGUUGUGGACCAUCAGUGUCAUCAUAUAUGUGUCAGCAGCCCUGCCUCGUACAGGUGCAAGUGCUGGGAAGGCUUCACCCUCAACCCUGAUGGCAAGACAUGCAAAGAGAUUGAUCACUGUGCUGAUGGCACCCAUGGGUGUGAGCAGGAGUUUACGAACACUAAAGACUCCUGUGUCUGUAAAUGCAGAAAAGGCUACACACUCAGACCUGAUGGGAAAACCUGCAAGCCUGAGGAUAUGUGUGCUGUUGUGGAUCAUGGCUGUGAACACAUCUGCGCCAGCCUGCCUGAUGGCUUCGAGUGUCGCUGCUGGCCAGGGUAUCAACUCAACAAAGACCACAAGACAUGCAACAAGAUUGAUCACUGUGCUGAUGGCACCCAUGGGUGUGAACAGGAUUUUAUGAACACCGAAGACUCCUGUGUGUGUAAAUGCAGAAAAGGCUACACACUCAGACCUGAUGGGAAAACCUGCAAAAAGACUGAUCACUGUGUUGAUGGGAAACACGGAUGUGAACAGGACUCUAUGAGCACCGAAGAGUCAUGUGUGUGUAAAUGCAGAAUGGGAUACACACUCCGACCUGAUGGCAAAACAUGUCAGAGUCUGGACCUGUGUCAGACAGUGGGCCAUGGCUGUGAGCACCAGUGUGUCAGCACCACUGACUCCUACAUCUGCAGGUGUUUUGAAGGAUUUCUGUUGGCUGAAGAUGGGAAGAGCUGCAGAAAACCAGAGUGUGGCGAUGGAGUCAUGGAUCUGGUUUUUGUGAUCGAUGGCUCUAAGAGUCUGGGCCCGGCCAACUUUGAGCUGAUCAAACAGUUUGUAAACAACAUUGUGGACACAAUGGACAUUUCCAAGACAGGCACACAUGUUGGCCUCCUUCAGUUCUCAACCAAGGUCCGCACUGAAUUCACCCUGGGCCAGUACACCACAGCAGAGGACAUCAAGCAGGCUGUUAGGCGGAUGCAGUACAUGGGGAGAGGUUCUAUGACUGGCUCAGCGUUGCGUCACAUGUUUGAGUCCAGCUUUUCAGUUAAAGAAGGCGCCAGGCCGAACACCCCACGUGUUGGCAUUGUGUUCACCGAUGGAAGAUCACAGGAUGAUGUUUCUGAAUGGGCUAAUAAAGCAAAGAACUCUGGGGUCACAGUAUAUGCCUUGGGUGUUGGCAAAGCCAUUGAACAGGAACUGAGAGAAAUAGCCUCGGAGCCUGCGGAGAAGCACCUUUAUUACGCUGAACAUAUUGAAAAAAUGGGAGAAAUUGCAAAGAAGCUCAAGUCCAGGAUAUGUGACGACAAACUGUCCAGUCAGAAGGCAUGUCAGUGUGAGAAUGUGAUAAUGUUUCAAAACCAGGUCACUGAGACGCUGAAGAAUCUGGAGCAGAAUGUUGAAGCCAUGUCAAAGAAGCUGGAGACACUCGAGAAUCAACUUGUGCUCAAAUGAACAACAGGCUCCAUCCGUGCCUCUUCUAACCUGCAGUGCAGCAUUCACAGAAACCCUUUAAUCCUGUUCAAGAACCUGCAUUGAAACAUAUUCACAUGCAUUGCUUUCUAUUGAAGCUCUAUUCACUUUUAUAUACAACACAAUGUAAUUUUGUCUGUAAUAUUCUUUAUGUAUUGCCAAGUCACGUAAAUAAC